Messenger RNA from Otolemur garnettii (small-eared galago), 1250 nucleotides. Its product is annotated as transmembrane protein 56. Gene Ontology annotation, biological process: lipid homeostasis. Bases 330 to 1121 code for a protein of 263 amino acids. The record is from RefSeq and is a predicted model, not a curated record. Lineage: Eukaryota; Metazoa; Chordata; Mammalia; Primates; Galagidae. Gene Ontology annotation, cellular component: endoplasmic reticulum; membrane. The transcript has 7 exons.
CCUGGGUCGGAGCCGCCGGGAGCCGGAGCCGGAGCCCGAGCGGCCGCGGCCCCUUUAAGGAGCCGCUCUGCGGUAACCCGAGCCCGCAGUCCGGGCGGGCGCGGCGGCCGCGCGGUAGCUCCAGCCUCGGCGACUGCACCUCCGAGCGGCCCGGAGCCCGCGGCUUCCCUGGCUCCCGUGAGCAUCUCGCGGGGUGGCCCCGGCCGGCGCCAGCCCUCGGGCCGGGCCAGAUAACCAGGCGCUUAUAACUACCCGCCGCCCUCUCCUGGCCCGGCGCAGCCGCCGCCCGCGCGCGAGUCGCCCCGGGACCCGGCACAGGUUGAAGAAAUAUGGAUACGAACACGACACAGGCCAUCAGCAUUGUCUGUACCAGCUUUUUCACCUUCCAGCUUCUUUUCCACUUUGUAAGUUACUGGUUUUCAGCAAAAGUAUCUCCAGGUUUUAAUAAUCUCAGCAUUGAAAAGAAGAUUGAAUGGAAUUCAAGGGUAGUAUCUACAUGCCAUUCUUUGGUGGUUGGGACUUUUGGCCUAUACAUUUUCUUAUUUGAUGAAGCCACUAUAGUUGAUCCACUUUGGGGUGAUCCAUCAUUGGUCAAUGUGAACAUUGCUAUUGCUUCAGGCUACCUCAUUUCUGAUUUAUUGAUUCUCAUUUUGUACUGGAAAGUGAUUGGUGACAAAUUCUUUAUAGUCCACCAUUGUGCAGCACUGUACGCAUACUUCUUCCUACUGAAAGAAGGAGUGCUGGCCUACAUUGGGAAUUUUCGCCUGCUUGCAGAGCUUUCCAGCCCUUUUGUGAAUCAGCGAUGGUUCUUUGAAGCUCUGAAAUACCCUAAGUUUUGCACAGCCAACGUCGUCAACGGCAUCCUCAUGAUGGUGGUGUUCUUCCUGGUGCGCGUGGCCUCCAUGCCGCCCCUGUACGGCUUCAUGUACUCCGUGUACGGAACAGAACCCUACGAAAGGCUCGGCUUAGUAAUCCAGUGUUCCUGGAUCGCUUCCUGUGUUAUCUUGGAUGUGAUGAAUAUCAUGUGGAUGAUCAAAAUUUCAAAAGGAUGCAUCAAAGUCGUCUCUCUCUUCAGAAAAGAGAAAGCCCGAAAUCGCCUUCAGAAUGGAAAACUCGACUAACGGUGUGUGCUAUUGACAAGCAAACGGCCUCACUACCCCUGAUUUUAUCUUCCCAUAGGAUGAACCCUUGGCAUGUUUUUGUGCUUCUUCAUUAAUAAUAAUUGUUAUUCAGGGCUUCAGCGUCUUGGU